UUUAUUAACACCUCUGAUUCAAAUAUAUAUUUAAUUGAUAACGCUUCCUUAAUCUUAACAACUGUGAAAAGAGAAACGCCUUGAUAACGGUAAGCUCGUGAUAGCUUUAUUGGUGCAACUCUAAAAGAAAACAAUGCAACGACCACAACGACGAUCGUAUAGAUUGGCACAAUGAAUAUAUAUUUGUUUGAUUGCUUUAUUAGAGCUUUGUGUAAUAUUUUGCGCCAUUGCGUGGUGCAAAGAUCUCGAGACACAAAUAAUUUUGCAAAACGUUUUACAUCAUUCGAAGCCUUUCGAUGAGGAAACUCUAGGAAAAUUCUAUCAAAAUUUGUAAAUUUUAUUUUCAUAUUUAUUCCGCAUGUUUUUUUUUUAUUGAAGACUGCCAAGAUAAAAAGAGUUACGUUGUGCUUGCAUAAAGAACGUAUAGGAAAAAAAAAUUCGAUAUUGACUACUUGACACGUGAAGUAAAUUCAUCGCGUGACAAUUGACGUAUGAUAAUCUCAGGUUGAUUAAUUUUUAUUAUUUUAAAACCUGUUUUUUUUUAUAGGUCAUAGUAUCACGUGCGGAAACAGCGAUAGACGACACGUAUGAUCGACUGACAGACGUGGUUUUCCCCCCUUAAGAUUCAACCCUCAAUAAGCACUCGAGCUUCACCGAGAAGAGGAAAGAAAAAAAAAGAAAAAGAGAAAUAGUUAUAAGCCAAAGCACACGAUUACAAGCGGCAGAUCUGAGAUCAGUUGGAUUCGUCCUACAAUACGUCCGCCAGGCGGUCGAACGUUUCUAGAAGCUCCCGACUCCCGAGGCGUUGACGGGACACGUCGAUCACAGAAACUUUAGACAGCUACAUGCGGACGUCGGGCCGCGAUGUACAUACGUACAAGUAAAGUACGUGGUGGCGCGUACGCGUUUUCUCCUUCUCAGGUAAAAAUCAAUAACACGGCUGCGCGACGUACAUGUUACAUACGUGGGGUGCACGUACGUAUACACGGUGAUCCGCGGAAACCCGCCGGAGCCGUGCGACGACGUUUACUAUACCGUGUGACAGCUCGUGUCGCUCGUGUGGAUCGCCGGUCCCGGUGUCGGGCGACAGGCGACCAGGACCAGGCGAGAGUCCCCAGGGAGUCGGUCCCGGCGCGGGAUCUACGAUACGGCUUAGAGAAGAGAAUUAUUAAACGCACACACGCUCUCGAUGCACGCACUCGGCACUCGGCACUCGGCAGUCGGCACACACGGCACGUCCUCCGCGCGAGCGAAAACGCGAGAACGCACUGAGUCAAGUAUGUUGGUGUACCGCGGUCCACUUUCGUGUCGCACGCGCGUCUCUCCCGAGCGCUCGCCACCGCCGCUGUUCGCGGACGGAAGGUCGAUCGACCCGACCCGACCCGACGGGACCGGGGACGAGCGAGACGUAUCGAGCCGGGCCGCGAAGGAGGACUCGGCCGAGUCGGUCCCGGCAACUCCGGCAGUUGCGAGUUGAGACUUGCGACAAGUAGCGCCGCGCCGAGGGAUGCGUGUGCGUGAUGCGUAUAUGGGUCGUAUGGGUAUGGGUACUCCAAAAGCUAUCGGGCUGAUCGUGACACUGUUCUGAAUCGAAUCCGAAUUCCUUAUUGAUUUCAAGAUGGUUUUCUUCGGUAGCCCGCGAUAAGCCCGGAUAACUCCAGAUACGAGUACGAUAUCUGGACGUGUAUCAGUAGUUUUAUUUCGAAAUAUAAGGAAAAACGAUGAGAAGAGACUCUGAUUAAAUGCAUGUGUAAAAGAUACAAAACACUUAGGAUAGGAAUACUUUUUACAUCUUAGAGAUGAAAAAAUUAAUUUUUAAUACAUUAAUACACAUAUAUCUUUUGUACUGUAGGUACUUUAAAUGAAAAAGACAAUGCGAGAUGAGAUUGCGGAUAUCGUUGACCGUAGCGAGAGUUCUGUCUUCGGUCUGUCUCUGUCAUGUAAAAUCGUGCCGCGAGACAUAACCUGCAAUGCCGAGGGGAUUUAACCGACCGGCGGAGAGCGGCGCGUCGCCGCCCGAGAAGACGAUCUGUCCGUCGCCGGAAGAGCUGAGCGUGAUAAACAACAAUGUCAGGUGCGAGCAGUGCGGGCUCGUCUUCAGGAACGAGCCGCGCUGCCGGUUGCACGACCUCAAGGUGCACCAGCACAAAAAGUUGGAUAAAAUUGCCAAGGAAAAUGCGCGAUAUCACUGCCCGGUGGAGUCGUGCGUCUACGCGGUCACGUCCCACAGAUACUUCAGCACCAUGAAAUACCUCAAGCAGCAUUAUUUGAAAGUACACGCGGAAAAAAAUUAUGCGUGCGAUCGUUGCGGCAAAAGCUUCUCCACCGAAUCCGCUAAGAAAGGGCAUGCAAGAGUCUGUGGCGUAGAGUUCGCGUGUUCCUGCUCAAAGACUUACAUCACGUACGAAGCGUUGCUCACGCACGCAAAACGAUCUCUGCACGCUAUAACGGAGAAAUAUAAAAACUCAAGACACACCACGUCUAAGACAGUGCGACGCGUUUUACCAAGAGGACGUAUGAGCAAACCCAUCACGAUACUGCCCACGCCGGAUAAAUCUGGAAAAAACAGCGAGGAUACCGAUGUCGCGACAAAAAGUACAUCCGAUGUCGGAGUACAGACGGACGACUAUAAAAGAAGCAGCAAGAAGAUGUCGAAUCCAUCGAACGUCAACAAUAACAAUCUGCACAAUGCGAAACGUCGAAUAUCUAAGCAAACGCAGACCAAUAAUCUGUCCAAGGAAAAAACCUCCGGGAAAUCGAUAGAAACGCAAACACCACAAGCGAACUCGAAAGACUCGUCCAAGAUGCAUAAACGCGGUGGAAGGUGUCGCGCAUUAUCAAAACAAUCGGAACAGACGUUGCUCAAGGAGGAACUCAAUCUCGGCGACACGUUCGCGUCGGGCACGUUAUUCCCGGCUAGUCCGCUGCCACUUCGCCACGAUGUGGGCUUGCAGGAUUUCUGGGAGAAGAAUACUUCAAGCACGCAAACGAUACCCGAGAAGGAUAUGUUCGAGGCAUUCAACGAUAACGUGACUCAGACGGAAUUCGAGACAUUUUACAGCCACAGUCAUAAUCCUUUGAUACAGGGCGUACCGAAAAGCACAGUGGCUUUAAUGACGUUGCCUUAUGUCGAAGACACGUCGGCGGUUGAAGGAUAUUCUUUCGCUUCAACCGACGGGAUGUCUCAAGCUGAUCCUAUGCUAACCGCCAAGACAUUUGACGACAGAUUUAGCAGCAUAGAAACGCAAACCGAGCAAGCCUUUUCCCCAUCGUACUUUUAUUCCGAAUCUCUGUCGAGAUCGUUUGCCCUGAGUUCAAACAUCGAGACGCAAACCACGGACAAUCUGGACAACAUGGAGCAACUGCUGUACAGCAAUACGUACACUCAGACAUGCGACAAAAUGCUGUCCUCCGAUUUAGGGUUGUCCGACAUACAGACUCAAACUGCUUGGUCGCACGACGACACUACCGUUUCUACCGAGACUCAAACAAAGUCCCUGAUUUGUGAGACUGAUUGCAACAUUCCCACGGGAGCUUGCAGAUCCUGGUUAAAUACACAAACGAGUCACACCGAAACGCAGACUGAUCUAUUCAAUAUUUUCGAGGGAUUUGGAUAAGUUAUGUUCACACACCGUGACU
Messenger RNA from Temnothorax curvispinosus, 3639 nucleotides. RefSeq names its product protein indeterminate-domain 2-like (gene Asciz). Gene Ontology annotation, cellular component: nucleus. Gene Ontology annotation, biological process: regulation of transcription by RNA polymerase II. The coding region runs from base 1971 to 3617 and encodes 548 amino acids. The transcript is spliced from 4 exons. NCBI's taxonomy places the organism in Eukaryota, Metazoa, Arthropoda, Insecta, Hymenoptera, Formicidae. The record is from RefSeq and is a predicted model, not a curated record. Gene Ontology annotation, molecular function: transcription cis-regulatory region binding; DNA-binding transcription factor activity, RNA polymerase II-specific.